GACCUGAGCCCCUCCCAGUUAGAAAACCCCUCCCUCCGGUUCCCCGGUGACGACGACGCUUCCUGAUACACCUGGUCAGGUCGACAUCAGCAGUUUGUUCCGGAAUAAGCUGCCGAUGGUUGUGUGUCAGACUCCAACGCCUGCAGCAUGAAGAGACGCAACCAGCAGCUCCAGGCUUAAAAACAAACCGUUGCCUGACCCCGGGGGGGCUCCGUACAGGAUGGGUGAUUGUGACAUACAGCUGGUGACCGCCAUCCAUUUGCAAGAGGUGGAACUGCAGGAGAAACCUGCAGACAACCAGCAGGGCACAAAGAACAACCAUGCAGCAGAUCAGACGUACACGGUGGAGGAAGCUGUGGAAAUGAUCGGCUUCGGUCGGUUUCACAUCCUGCUGUUCGUCAUCAUGGGGAGCUCCAACAUAGUGGAGGCGAUGGAGAUCAUGCUCUUGGCUGUAGUUUCUCCUGAGAUUCGAUGUGAGUGGCGUCUGGACGACUGGCAGGUGGCUCUAGUCUCCACUAUGGUGUUUUUUGGUUUCAUGGUGUGUGGCGUCCUGGGCGGAUACAUCGCUGACAGAUACGGGCGCUGGAAGGUGGUGUUUGGAGGUUUUGUGUGGAGCGCCUACUUCUCCUUCCUCACCUCGUUCGCUCCGUCCUACGGUUGGUUCGUCUUCCUGCGCAGCAUGGUGGGCUGCGGGGUCGCAGGAGUGUCGCAGGGGUUUGUGUUGAAGACGGAGUUCAUCCCAACAAAGUAUCGGACCUACCUGCUGCCGCUGGCUACUAUCUUCUGGAUGAUUGGCUCCAUGCUGAUCAUCGUUCUGGGGAUGGUGGUGGUUCCCUCUCUGGGCUGGAGGUGGAUGAUCCGGCUCUCUGUGACCCCCAGUGUCAUCCUCAUCUUCCUCUUCAAGUUUAUUCCAGAGUCGGCUCGUUACAACGUGUCAGCAGGAAACGUUCAGGCUGCUGUUAAAACUCUGCAGUGGAUUGCUAAAAUGAACAGAGCUUCUCUUCCUCCAGGACGACUGGUGGAGCCUCCUGAGAAAGAAAGAGGCAAUUGGAGGAUUCUGCUCAGUUCAUCUUUCAGGAGAACGUCUCUACUGCUGUGGUACUCAUGGUUCGUGGCGUCCUUUGCCUACUACGGUUCAGUGCUAAGCAGUUCGGAGCUGUUGGAGAAAAACUUGUUGUGCGUGACGGACGCCGACAGGGAACAUCAGGUCAAACACAGCCACGAGGACGGACUGUGUUACUGCAUCCCCUUCGGAUUCAGCGACUACCAGACGCUGCUCAUCAGCUGCCUGGGAGAGGUUGCACUGGUCCCGGUAAACAUCUGUCUGCUGAAUGUGUUCGGACGGAAGAUGAGUCUGACGGUCCUGCAGCUGCUGGCGGCCAUUUUGUUCAUGAUGGUCAAUAUCUGCACCACCAUGUUUGGGUUCACAGCGUUGCUGUUCCUGCUCCGGUCUCUGGUCUCCAUGAACUUUAAUGUGGUUUAUAUUUACACCGCUGAGGUGUAUCCCACCGUGGCUCGGUCUCUAGGGAUGGGUUUCUGUACAUCGUUCAGUCGGAUUGGAGGAGUAAUCGCUCCAUUUAUCGCUCAGGUGUUGAUGUCUCAGUCAGUGAUUCUGGCUCUCAGUCCAUUCGCUGUGGCUUGCGUGGUCUGUGCUCUGGGAAGCUUUCUGCUGCCGAUAGAAACUAAAGGACGAGGCCUGCUGCAAAACUCUUGACGUCUCCACUAUUAAAUUUCUGUUGCUGUUUGUCAUUUUAUCAUCACACGUGAGAUCAGGUGUUACAUUGCAUUUCAUUAUCAUUCUUAAGUAGAUUAAUUGAUUAAUUUAUGAAUGAAAGAUGGAUAAUAAGUCAGAGAACACCUCUGUUUAGAUAGCUUCAGAUUAGCAUGUGUUAUUCAAAUGUUCUGUACAAUUAAAAACUAUAUUUCAUACAGCUAAUUAAUUUUGCAGUAAAUAGAGGCAAAGUGUCAGGCAAGAUCACUAAAGAGAGGUUUUCAUUCUUUUUUUUAAAUUUCUAAUCACAUAACCAGUAACGAUUAGAAUUAAAAGUAUAUUUUCAAUUCUUAUUACUGUCAAUGUUGUAAUCACCACAGGAGGGAGCCUGCUGUUUAUAGAACUUUAUAUAAAGUUGUUUUCAUGUUUAACCUAUUUUUUUUUUAUGUUUUUAUUUUUAUGUGUAAGUUGGGCACUUAUUGUUCUACAGAAAGUUUACAUGUUUAUGUGAUAAUAUGUUCUUUUCCUUGCAUGGAUUCUUACACAUGCAUAAGGCACAAGAGUAGAUAAGUUCAGCAGGCUCUCAUAUUUAAACGUGCUGACCUCAUCCUCUGGUGACAGGAAGAAUUUAGGGAUGACAUGGGUAGACGACAGGUUCUGGGAAACUUGUCUAGGCAAAGUAUCUGAAGUCUAGGGGGGUUGGCAGUGUCCGUAUAUGGUGACACUGAGAGGGGAGUAUAACAGACACAGCUGCUGCUCUCUUACUGUUUAGGCAGCUCCAGUCUUUGUCAAAUUGUCAUUACCUGCUACUGAUUCUGUCUUUAGUGCGACUAAACCGAACUCGUCAUUAAACUUGUUAGAGAUUGUUU
Messenger RNA from Xiphias gladius (swordfish), 2580 nucleotides. It is a transcript of the gene svopl, whose product is annotated as SVOP-like. Gene Ontology annotation, biological process: transmembrane transport. Gene Ontology annotation, molecular function: transmembrane transporter activity. Gene Ontology annotation, cellular component: membrane. The transcript has 16 exons. The record is from RefSeq and is a predicted model, not a curated record. Bases 221 to 1714 code for a protein of 497 amino acids. NCBI's taxonomy places the organism in Eukaryota, Metazoa, Chordata, Actinopteri, Istiophoriformes, Xiphiidae.